AUGUUUGAUUAUUCCAUACUAUUAAAACCAAAAGCAAGACGUCAUCCUACAUCACAAGCACUACUCGAUACAUUUUUGUCUACAAAAGAUAAUUUUACUGCUAUCGAUAAUUCCUCCUAUUAUGGAAAACAAUACGACAAAUAUUUGUAUUUUUCAACGAAUGAGCGUUUAAGAUUGCUUGAUGAAUCGACGAAAAUGUUUCAAUUUGCUUACGAUAAUUACAUGAAAUAUGCAUUCCCAUUAGAUGAACUAGAUCCGAUUCAUUGUUGUGGACGAGGUCCCGAUGUCGAGAAACCUGACAAUAUAAAUAUUAACGAUGUGUUGGGAAAUUAUUCGCUGGGACUAGUGGAUAGUUUAGACACAUUAGCGGUGAUGGGCAACACAACUGAAUUUCAGCAUGCCGUCAAGCUUGUUAUUGAACACGUGCGAUUCAACAGAAAUAUCACGAUACAAGUAUUUGAAGCCACUAUAAGAGUGCUUGGUGCUUUGUUAUCUGCUCAUUUACUGAUAAUUGAUCCCUUACAACCAUUUGGAAAUCUUGCUCCAUCAAACUAUAACAAUGAAUUACUCGAUUUAGCACAUGAUUUAGCGUCAAGAUUACUACCGGCAUUUGAAAAUGCACCUCAUGAUCUACCAUAUCCUCGGGUGAAUCUAUUAACUGGCGUUGUAUCAGGUAUGAGAAACGAUACAUCGACUGCCGGAGCAGGAAGUCUAUCGUUAGAAUUCACAAUAUUAAGUCGAUUAAUUGGUGAUCCCAUAUUUGAACGUGUCGCACGGCGGGCGGUUAAUUCUCUAUGGACAAAACGCAAUCAAAUUACUGGUCUAUUAGGAAAUGUCAUUGAUGUCGAAACUGGUGAAUGGUUAAGUCAGAGUUCUGGUCUCGGCGCUGGGAUAGAUUCAUUUUUUGAGUAUUUAUUAAAAAAUUAUAUAUUGUUCGGUGAAAGAGAAGAUUUAAAUAUGUUCGAUGAAGCGUAUGAGGCCAUCUACGUCCAUAUGAGAAAAGGGUAA
Molecule: messenger RNA, 1008 nt
Organism: Didymodactylos carnosus
Lineage: Eukaryota; Metazoa; Rotifera; Eurotatoria; Philodinida; Philodinidae
Source: the annotation of a GenBank genome assembly